This is a messenger RNA of Arctia plantaginis, 1347 nucleotides long. Lineage: Eukaryota; Metazoa; Arthropoda; Insecta; Lepidoptera; Erebidae. The record is from the annotation of a GenBank genome assembly.
AUGGCUCUUGGACAGCUGAAAAAUGGAAAAGCCCCUGGAGAGGAUGGCGUUACAACAGAGCUGCUGAAGGCCGGGGGUAAACCCGUACUGAGGGAGCUCCAAAAGCUCUUCAACGCUGUCCUGUUUGAAGGGAGAACUCCAGAAGCGUGGAGUAGGAGUGUGGUCGUCUUGUUCUUCAAAAAGGGUGACAAGACCAGGUUGAAGAACUAUCGACCCAUAUCCCUUCUAAGCCACGUCUACAAGCUGUUUUCGAGAGUCAUCACGAACCGUCUUGCGCGAAGACUCGACGAAUUCCAACCACCGGAGCAAGCUGGGUUUCGGAGCGGAUAUGGCACCAUAGACCACAUCCACACAGUGCGGCAGAUUAUACAGAAGACCGAAGAAUAUAAUCAGCCCCUGUGUCUAGCAUUCGUGGACUAUGAGAAAGCCUUUGACUCGAUCGAGAUCUGGUCUGUUCUGGAGUCCCCUGCAGCGUUGCCAAGUAGAUUGGCGAUACAUCAAAGUGAUGAGAUGUCUCUACGAAGCCGCCACCAUGUCCGUCCAAGUACAGAAUCAGCAAACAAGGCCCGUACCAUUGCAUCGAGGAAUGACAUCGUCAUCAUGGCAGAGACGUUGCAGGACCUACAGCAAAUGCUGAAUGACUUAGCUGACACUUCUGUACGCAUCGGCCUACGGAUGAACUUGGAUAAAACCAAGGUCAUGUUCAACGAACAUGUACUACCGGAACCGAUUGCGGUACACGGUGCCGUUCUCGAAGUUGUUCAAAAUUAUGUGUACCUCGGGCAGACAUUGCAGUUAGGUAGAAACAACUUCGAGGACGAGGUGAACAGAAGAAUUCGGUUGGGUUGGGCAGCGUUUGGGAAGCUACGUCGAGUCUUCUCAUCGUCGAUCCCACAGUGCCUUAAGACGAAAGUCUUUAAUGAGUGCGUCCUACCCGUCAUGACAUACGGAGCUGAAACGUGGACACUUACGGUACGGCUGGUCCACAAGUUCAAAGUCGCUCAACGUGCUAUGGAAAGGGCUAUGCUCGGCGUUUCUCUAAGGGAUCGCAUCAGAAAUGAGGUGAUCCGGCAGAGAACUAAGGUCACCGACAUAGCGUACCGGAUCAGCAAGUUGAAGUGGCAGUGGGCUGGCCAUAUUAGCCGCAGAACCGAUAACCGUUGGGGAAAACGAGUUCUUGAGUGGAGACCGCGUCUCGGCAAACGUAGUGUAGGACGCCCACAGGCCAGGUGGAGUGACGAUUUGCGCAAGAUGGCUGGCAGGAGCUGGAUGCGAGAAGCCCAAAAUCGAUCUAAGUGGCGUGCAAUGGGAGAGGCCUAUGUCCAGCAGUGGACUGCGAUAGGCUGA